AUGCAACCCAACCUCAACCAGACCUUUAACACGCCCGCAAAUAAUUUUGUGCUCCGCACGUUCCAGAUCUUGGCCGCCAAGGUGAAGCCCCAGAAUCCCGAGUCUUCGCCCAUGUUCAAGGACGUCUUGGGCCGUUCGAUGCAGGCAAAGAUGAUGAUCGCGGACGAGACUGGUAUGAUGGCCGCAAUGAUGGGCGGUGGCAGUGGGGGUGUUUCGUUUACAACUGAGAUUAAGCAGCUGGCUAGGACGAUUGAUCAGUUUCCUUCGGCAUGA
This is a messenger RNA of Pyricularia oryzae 70-15, 273 nucleotides long. RefSeq lists its product as uncharacterized. The transcript is spliced from 2 exons. The record is from RefSeq and is a predicted model, not a curated record. Bases 1 to 273 code for a protein of 90 amino acids. NCBI's taxonomy places the organism in Eukaryota, Fungi, Ascomycota, Sordariomycetes, Magnaporthales, Pyriculariaceae.